Camelina sativa (false flax) is the source of this 2864-nucleotide messenger RNA. The record is from RefSeq and is a predicted model, not a curated record. NCBI's taxonomy places the organism in Eukaryota, Viridiplantae, Streptophyta, Magnoliopsida, Brassicales, Brassicaceae.
UUUUUAUUCUCGGCCCAAAUAUCACAUUGUUUGGGCCCAAAACUUAGACCUACCAAAAUCCCCAAUUCGUACACCAGACGGAGUGAACGUAAAACCUGGUCUCCUUGUUCAAUUCCGUUUCUCUCUCUCGCCGGAAUAUAUCUCUCCUACUUCAUCUCCUUAUCGUCCGCCACCGUCACAUACUUACUGAUAAGGAAGAUGCCAGACGUCCAAUCAAUGGUGGCGGAGUUUGUAAACAAGCUCAGGAAGCGUAAGAUUGAAGGCUCACAGGCUACAGCCAAAUGCACUGUAGAGCUUCUUAGGUCAGUGAUUUCGCAUCAGCGGGUGCCUCACGCAAACCAGGCCGCUGCUCUUAUUGAUGCUGUGAAAGCCGUUGGUCAGCAAUUGGUUGCUGCAAAUCCAGUUGAGCUUGCGGUGGGGAAUGUAGUUAGACGGGUUUUGCAUAUUAUAAGGGAGGAGGAUCUUUCUCUCACUACAGCAGCUAUGGCUGGUUUGGACUUGUUGGAUGCAAGUGAUGAUGAUGAUAUAGAUAAUUGCAAAGGAAUUGGGUAUCCUGCAAUGUCUGCCGCAGUUGUUGCAGCUGCAGCUAGGAGUACGUUACGCCCUCCGUCUUUGCAAACCUUACUCGAGGGCACUCCUGAAUCUGCAACUGUCCCAUACACAUCAUCAUCCGGUGCUGAUUCCGAAAGCAAAAGUAAAUCUGCCGAUAAAAGUUCAUUAACUCGGAAGCUGAAGCAUGAUGUUAUCGAAGGAGUGAAUCAACUUAUUCAGGAGAUUUCUGGUUGUCAUGAGCAGAUCGCUGAACAAGCUAUUGAGCAUAUACAUCAAAAAGAAGGAAGUUGUUCACCAAACGCUGUUAGUUACUCUAUUUUGAUUCACGGGUUAUGUGAAGUAGGGAGACUUGAAGAAGCCUUUGGGUUCAAAGAUCAAAUGGGUGAGAAAGGUUGCCAUCCAAGCACACGUACUUAUACUGUGCUUAUUAAAGCCUUGUGCGAUAGAGGUUUGAUUGAUAAAGCUUUUAACUUGCUUGAUGAGAUGACUGCUAGAGGGUGCAAACCAAACGCUCACACUUACACCGUUUUGAUUGAUGGGUUGUGUAGAGACGGAAAGGUUGAAGAGGCUAAUGGUGUUUUUCGAAAUAUGGUUAUAGACGGGAUAUUUCCUAGUGUAGUAACUUACAAUGCGUUGAUUAAUGGCUACUGCAAAGAUGGACGGGUUGUUCCCGCGUUUGAACUUUUUGCUGUAAUGGAGAAGAGGGCUUGCAAACCAAAUGUAAGAACUUUCAACGAGCUUAUGGAAGGGUUGUGCAGAGUUGGGAAACCAUACAAGGCCGUGCAUCUUAUGAAGAGAAUGCUUGACAAUGGUCUGUCACCUGACAUUGUGAGCUAUAAUGUUUUGAUCGAUGGGCUUUGUAGAGAAGGUCAUAUGACUGUGGCUUACAAGCUACUUAACUUGAUGAACUCUUUUGAUCUUGAGCCUGAUUAUCUUACAUAUACCGCUAUAAUCAAUGCUCUCUGCAAACAUGGGAAGGCUGACGUAGCUAGUGCGUUCUUAUGUGUGAUGCUUAGAAAAGGAAUAAACCUUGAUGAAGUUACUGGUACAACUCUUAUUGAUGGUUUUUGUAAAGUCGGUGAAACCCGGAACGCAUUGUAUAUCCUGGAGACAUUGGUUCAGUUGAGAAUAUUGACUACUCCUCACUCCCUGAAUGUGCUUCUUGAUAUGCUCAGUAAAGGUUGUAAAGUGAAAGAGGAAUUAGCAGUGCUCGGGAAAAUUAAUAAGCUUGGUUUAGUUCCUUCAGUGGUGAGUUAUACAACAUUGGUUGACGGGUUGAUUCGAUCAGGUGAUAUAAGUGGUUCCUUCAGGAUGGUAGAACUGAUGAAGUUAAGUGGUUGUUUGCCAAAUGUCUAUCCAUACACAAUCAUCAUCAACGGUCUUUGUCAACUAGGAAGAGUCGAGGAAGCAGAGAAGCUUCUUUCUGCUAUGCAAGAUUCAGGAAUUUCACCAAACCAUGUUACUUAUACUGUUUUGGUGAAAGGAUAUGUUGAUAAUGGAAGACUAGAUUGUGCUAUCGAAACCGUGAGGACAAUGGUUGAAAGAGGAUAUGAACUAAAUGAUCGUAUCUAUUCUUCUUUGUUACGGGGAUAUGUCUUAUCUCAAAAGGGUAUCCAUAUUUCAGAUGAGAGUAGUGUUUCAGAUACUGCUCUGAGAGAAACCGAUCCUGAAUGUAUCAACGAACUCAUAUCUGUGGUUGAAAAACUUGGCGGGUCUACCAGCGGAUUAUGUAUUUUCUUGGUCACACGGUUAUGCAAAGAGGGAAGAACGGAUGAGUCCAACGAUCUAGUCCAAACUACACUCAAGAACGGUGUAUUUCUUGAGAAGGCCGUCGACAUCAUCAUGGAAUCAUACUGCAGCAAGAAGAAACACAUCAAAUGUCUGGAGCUGAUAACAGUUCUUCUCGAAUCCGGGUAUGUCCCGAGUUUCAAAUCCUUCUGCCAAGUGAUUCAAGGUCUGAAGAAGGAAGGAGAUACCGAGCGGGCACGUGAGCUCGUAACGGAGCUUCUUACCGCAAAUGGAGUUGUAGAGAAAGCUGAGGUGUUGGCUUAUGUAGAAUGUCUCAUGGAAGGAGAUGAAACUGGUGAUUGCAGUGAAGUAAUAAAUCUGGUUGAUCAAUUGCACUGCAGAGAAAGACCCACCUUCUAAUAUCAUUAUUACUCUUUUAGCUUUUGUAUAGCUUCCUUAUUUCUUCUUUCUUCAAAGAACUAGAGACAAAACCCAUAUAUAUAUAAAGGUCGGGUAACUUUUUUUAAAAAAAAGGAGACAGAGAAGAACAUUACAGAUAUAAAUACAGAAAGAGAAGGUAUAUA